UCAGUCCUCAAUUUGCGUCACCUUGAGCGCAGAGCGCAAUGUUUCUGUGGUUUCUGUGUGUGAAUUUGUGAGAUCUGUGAGGUUCGGGUGGGGUUCCGUGUACAGUUUUGUAAAUAAUUGAUUGUACCAUUAUUGUGCCAGUGAUCAGUGGACGCAAAUUAAAAAAUAAUUGAUUGUUUCACUGUGCCUUGAAGACAUGGCUUGCUAAUCUUUAUCUACGAUAAAGAGUGACUGUGGACCAGCGGGGCUGCGCCGGCACCUGGUCUCCGUCGAGCCGUGACCGAGCCGCUGCCACUGCAGCCGCGGGUGCCCAGCCGGCGGCGCCGUCCGAUGGGCGUCAGUAGGCCGUCGCCGCGCCGCUCCCGCCGCCAGCCGGGCGCGUGACGCCGCCGCCGCCGCCGCCGCCCCCGCCCCGGCCGCCAACACGUCUCACUUCGGCAUCGCGGCGUCCCGCUACUUCGGCGGAGGGCCGGGCGCCGCGCCGCGAACCAUGCAGAAGACGGGCAAGGAGAAGACCCCGGCGGCCGAGGAGGGCGCCCGCCGCGCCGCCCGCCUGCCCUCCUCCAGCCGGGCCACUGUGCAGAGCACCGGCUCGCGCCAGUCCAGCUCCAGCUCUGGAGGCGUGCUGAUGGUCGGAUCCAACUUCAGGGUCGGCAAAAAGAUCGGCUGCGGCAACUUUGGCGAGCUGCGCCUGGGGAAGAACAUGUACAAUGGCGAACACGUCGCCAUCAAACUGGAACCGAUGAAGUCCAAGGCGCCGCAGCUGCACCUUGAGUACCGGUUUUACCGUCAGCUGGGCACUCACGAGGGCGUGCCUCGGGUGCACUAUUUCGGCCCGUGCGGACGCUACAACGCGCUCGUCAUGGAGCUACUGGGGCCCAGUCUGGAGGACCUCUUCGACCUCUGUGAUCGCAAGUUCACGUUGAAAACCGUGUUACUCAUAGCCAUUCAAUUGUUACAUAGGAUAGAGUUUGUGCACUCGAAGCACCUGAUUUACCGGGAUGUGAAACCGGAAAACUUCCUCAUAGGCCGCAGCUCGAACAAACGGGACAAGUGCAUCCACAUCAUAGAUUUCGGUUUAGCGAAGGAGUACAUAGACCCGGAGACUCACCGGCAUAUACCGUACCGGGAGAACAAGAGUCUGACGGGCACCGCGCGCUACAUGAGCAUCAACACCCACCUCGGAAAAGAGCAGAGUCGGCGAGACGACCUGGAGGCGCUGGGCCACAUGUUCAUGUACUUCCUGCGCGGCAGCCUGCCCUGGCAGGGUCUCCAGGCAGAGACACUCAAAGAGCGCUACCAGAAGAUCGGCGACACCAAGCGGGCCACGCCCGUCGAGGUGCUCUGCGAAAACUACCCAGAGGAGAUGGCUGCCUACCUGCGCUACGUGCGGCGGUUGGACUUUUUCGAGACGCCCGACUACGAUCACCUGAGGAAGCAGUUCCAGGACCUGUUCGACCGCAAGGGUUACGUGGACGAUGGCGAGUUCGAUUGGACGGGACGCACCAUGUCGACGCCGGUGGGCUCCCUCCAGACGGCUACCGAGGUGGUGGUGUCCCCGACUCGCGAGAGGCAUCCGGCCACCAACAAGGGUAGCAAAGCUCCGUCGGCCUGGCCGGAGGGGCAGCGGACCAUCAACACCACGCUGGGCAGCACGCUGACGCCGGCUGACCGGCACGGCUCCGUCCAGGUGAUGAGCUCUGCGAACGGCGAGCUGGGCCCGGACGACCCGACUGCCGGCCAGAGCAUCACACCCAUCACCGCCCAGCCAGACGUGGACGUCGUCGACGAGACCAAGUGCUGCUGCUUCUUCAAGCGGCGAAGAAAGAAGUCUCGCGGCCAGAAGUGACGUCUGCCGUGGUGCGAGCGGCGAGCGGGCGCCCGCGUGGGACUGCUGCCGGCCGACUCAGAGGACUGACUCUGAGUCGCUGCGGGUGACUCCUGAGUCUCUGUUAAUGACUCAGACGGUGGAGAGUCGCCCGGUGGCAGCGAGAGUCGUCCGCCGUCCCGGCACCGUCCGCGCCUCUCUCGAGUCCCGCCGCUCUACAGGCAGUACGCUGAGUCAGUCAGACCCAUAGCCGACUCCGAGUGGCCGUCCGCUCCGACUGCGGACCCGGCGGUGACCUGCGCGCCGCGCGGCGGCCGUGUGUACCUGACGGAUAGCUCGCCGGACGGACAGGUGGCGUCCCAGUAAAGCACCUGACCUCGCUGCGAUGGCCGCCGCGGACGGUCACAGACGGGUGCCGCGUGCGUCUCCCCGAGUGGAUGUUUUAGUGCGGCGCGGCGGUGGUCGUCGGGUGAUCGUUUGGAGGUGUCAGAGACGUUUUGGAGUCGGUGACAGGAGCUGGCGCGGACGCCGCGGUCAUGUUGGGCGGCUGGUAAUCUGAGCCGCGUGGACUGGUGUGAGAGCCGUGUUAGAGUCGCGGUGAGAGCCGGUGAGAGUCGUGGUGACAGCGACGGCCGGUCGGUGAGAGGCCAGGCAGCUGGGCAGGCGGGUCGCCGUACCGCCAGAGCUAACCGAGAGACAACACGAGCGGCAGAGAGCGUGUUUCGAGGACGGCGCAGUGUGUGUAGCCCGGGUCAGCUGCUGUGGACGGAUGGUAGUCCGGGCGGAUGACCUCUGACGUGUGUGAGUGGCGACCUUUGACCUCACUAUUGGCGGCGCGCAGCGGGCGGCCGCCGCGCCGACCUCCGGUAGAGAGAGCCUCGGUUCAGUUGAGAGCGGAGCGGCGCCCAGAGUCGCCCGCGUAUGUUACUGUUUGUUGCCCCUACUGUGGUGAGUGCCAUUGUAUUUGUACGUAUCCCCAGACACGACCGUGAUUUUAUUUAAUUAUGAAUAAAGUGCGUCAACGAUUUUAA
Molecule: messenger RNA, 2859 nt
Organism: Amphibalanus amphitrite
Lineage: Eukaryota; Metazoa; Arthropoda; Thecostraca; Balanomorpha; Balanidae
Product: casein kinase I-like
Exons: 12
Coding region: 491-1849 (452 amino acids)
Biological process (GO): signal transduction; endocytosis; positive regulation of canonical Wnt signaling pathway
Cellular component (GO): cytoplasm; nucleus; plasma membrane
Molecular function (GO): ATP binding; protein serine/threonine kinase activity
Source: RefSeq, a predicted model, not a curated record